UGCUGAGGGAGGGAGUAGGAGGCAGUUGCGGGAGGUUGGUUGGUUGGUUAUACGAGGAAUGGGCGAGGGGGAGGCUCGGAAUCGGGCGUGGCGACAUGGAAUUUCCGGGUGGUGCUCCUUCUCCUCCUGCACUUGCGUCACCGCGGCCAAUUAUAUCUUCUUCUUUUACGAUGCAUCAUGCGAAUGGCAGCCCCCGUUGUCUGUCUGUCUGUCUGGCACUCCGCAGCCAGGCAGAGGAGCAUUAUUAAUGCCUGUUGCUGGCUCCAUUCUGCCGCGCCCUGGUCGAGUAGCAUUCGCUUGUAGAGUCGCUGAAUUCGGCGCGCUCGUGCCCGGAAUCCGAUUUCAUUGAAGAAUACCAGCGGAGUAGCUCUCGUGCAUGAUAUUGAUAAGUAUUGGAGGUUGAGGAUUCCGUGAAAGGUUUUUUCAAAGAGUUCUUGAUUGUGUGGUUAAUUGCUGAAUAGCGGAGUAGUACGGCAGUAGUUCAUCACGAUUAUCGUCAUCUUUCGGCUGUAGAUUGUACGACCGGAGGGUUAGGGUCAAAGGGGUGGAGGAGUAGCGAUGGGCGGAGAAGAAAGGGAAAGGGCAGGGAAGGGGAAGCAUUGAGCGCGUUUUGAAAGGGAAGUGAAAAUGGUGAACGGGGAGGGGGAAGUGGAGCGGGAGCAUGAACAGGAACCGCAGCAGCCCGGCAUGUUUAAGAAAGUUGUCCUGGGGGUAUGCGUGAUGGAAAAGAAGGCACUAUCUGGACCAAUGGCUCAAAUUCUUGAUCGGCUUAGAAUGUUCGGCGAAUUUGAGAUCAUAAUCUUUGGGGACCAUGUAGUACUGCAUGAACCGGUUGAAAAGUGGCCGCUCUGUGACUGUUUGAUAGCAUUCUAUUCUACUGGCUAUCCCCUUGACAAAGCUGAAGCUUAUGCUGCUCUUCGCAAACCGUAUCUCAUUAACCAGCUGAAACUGCAGCACCUCCUUCAUGACCGUCGCAAAGUUUAUGCUCGCCUUGAAGAGUUCGGGAUUCCAACACCCAACUAUGCUCUGGUUAGCCGAAACUUUCCCUAUGAAGAGGUGGAAAAUUUUGUGGAAGAGGAAGACUAUGUUGAAAUUCAUGGCAAACGAAUACUGAAACCAUUUGUGGAGAAGCCUGUUGAUGGUGAUAACCACAGCGUAAUGAUAUACUAUCCAAGCUCUGCUGGUGGUGGAAUGAAGGAGCUUUUCCGAAAGGUGGGUAAUCGAUCUAGCGAAUUUCGUCCCAAUAUACGGAGAGUACGGAGGUCUGGUUCUUAUAUCUACGAAGAGUUUAUGCCUACUGGAGGCACCGACGUCAAGGUGUACACAGUGGGACCAGAAUAUGCCCAUGCAGAAGCUCGAAAAUCUCCUGUUGUUGACGGGGUAGUUAUGAGAAGUGCAGACGGGAAGGAGGUAAGGUAUCCUGUGCUUCUGACUCCAGCAGAGAAGCAAAUGGCUCGCGAUGUUUGUGUUGCUUUUGGUCAGGGGGUUUGUGGAUUUGAUUUGCUUCGAUCGCAAGGCCGGUCAUAUGUGUGUGACGUUAAUGGGUGGAGUUUUGUUAAGAACUCUUACAAGUAUUAUGACGAUGCAGCUUGCGUGCUCAGAGCUAUGUUUUUGGAAGCAAGAGCACCUCAUCUCAAUGUGAAGCUUUCAUGUUUGCCGUGGACUAGAGUUGAACAACCUCUUGAAGCAGAGGACGGUAAUAGCAUUUUCAAGCAGGAAAGCAGUACACGUACUGGCACAUUUGGUCGGUCGGAAGAACUGCGAUGCGUCAUUGCUGUUCUGCGCCAUGGUGACAGAACACCGAAACAGAAAGUCAAGAUGAGAGUCACACAGGAUAGAUUACUCAGUCUCAUGCUGAAAUACAAUGGUGGGAGACCUAGAUCGGAGGCUAAAUUGAAAAGCGCAGUUCAGUUGCAAGAUUUCCUUGACGCCACCCGCAUGCUUGUCCCACGAACCAGAUCAGGGAAAGAGAGUAGCGAUAGUGAGGCAGAAGCUUGGGAGCAUGCCGAGAAGUUACGCCAUGUGAAAGCCGUACUUGAGGAGGGUGGUCACUUUUCCGGAAUUUAUCGGAAAGUGCAGCUGAAACCUCUAAAAUGGACAAAGGUUCCGAUGGAGGAGGAUGAUGUUGAAGAAGAACGCCCCAUAGAGGCAUUGAUGGUGUUGAAGUAUGGAGGUGUUCUCACGCACGCCGGCCGAAAGCAGGCUGAAGAAUUGGGGCGAUCUUUUAGGAACGGCAUGUAUCCUGGAGAGGGGACAGGCUUGCUGCGACUUCAUAGUACUUACCGGCAUGACUUGAAAAUUUACAGUUCUGAUGAGGGGCGGGUGCAGAUGUCAGCUGCUGCUUUUGCGAAAGGCUUACUCGAUUUGGAAGGUCAGCUGACCCCCAUUUUGGUUUCUCUGGUCAGCAAAGAUUCUCCCAUGCUAGAUGGUCUAGAGACUGCUAGUAUUGAAAUGGAAGAAGCGAAGACGAAGCUGUAUGAGGUAACGACAUUAUCGGAAAAGCAGCCGCUUUCUUCAUCCUUAAAGUCUGAAAUGCCUUGGAUGGUGGAUGGAGGAGGCAUGCCUGAAAACUCCUUAGAAUUGAUGAAGAAACUGGUUGAACUCACGAGGAUUGUUACAGCCCAGGUGAAGCUUCUAUGUAAAGCUGAAGAGGAGCGCCUGGCUUCAACUGCUCUCAAUGAGGAGCUUCCUCCUUAUGAUCAAGCCCGUGCUUUGGGAAAGACCAAUAUGGACGUUGAUCGAAUUGCUGCUGGGCUACCAUGUGGUAGUGAGGGAUUUCUUCUCAUGUUCGCUCGAUGGAAGAAGUUGGAACGGGACAUCUACAACGAACGGAAGGAUCGUUAUGAUAUUAGCAAAGUUCCUGAUAUAUACGACUCUGCCAAGUACGAUCUUCUGCAUAAUGCUCAUCUAAAACUUCAGGAUCUUGACGAACUUUACAAAGUGGCGAAGAGGCUUGCGGAUGGGGUCAUUCCUAAUGAAUACGGAAUCAAUCCUCAACACAAACUGAUUAUAGGAGCUAAGAUUGCACGCCGUCUUCUAGGAAAGAUACUUAUCGACCUUCGAAACACUCGCGAGGAGGCCAUUAGCGUAGCUGAGGUGAAGCAAAAGCUGGAAUCGGCCGAUGGUCUUUUACCAAGUAGACUUCAUAAGAAACAUGAAGGCAAUCGAAUCAGCGGUAAAGUCAGGGUUGCUGUUGAUAGCUCGAGACAAACCUGCACAAACGAAGAUGAAGAUGAUACUCAGUAUCGAUUGGACCCUAAGUAUGCCAAUGUUAGAACACCUGAGAGGCAUGUUCGAACUAGGUUAUAUUUCACUUCGGAAUCACACAUCCAUUCAUUAAUCAAUAUUAUCCGUUAUUGCCACCUGGAUGAUUCUUUGAAAGGAGAAGCAGGUCUGGUUUCGGAUGAAGACUUACAACGUAUAUUUGAAAUCAAGGAGCUUGACUAUUUGACUCACAUUGUACUCCGAAUGUACGAGAAUACAGCAGUGUCUUUGGAAGAUUCACGAAGGUUCAGGAUUGAGUUGAUGUUCAGCACUGGAGCAUCUUUAAGCCCUCUUGAGUGGCUGCAGGCAACUCCUCGUAAUCGAGAUCACACUCUACCUGUAAUGCCUCCAGACACCUUGCAGGAAGAGGGUAGUUACGUUACUCUUGACCGUUUGGAAAAGUUGAUGCGGCCAUUUGCUAUGCCAGCCGAAGAUUUUCCUCCAGCCAGUAACCCACAGGGAUUUUCUGGUUUAUUUAUGAAAGGGGUUCGGCGUUGGUGGUUUUCAAGGCGGCAGUAGUUAAGGUCAAGGUAUCAUGGUGGUUCGCCUCUUUUGUACAUUGUACUUGGGAGGAUGGCAAUUGAAUGUUACAGCCAUAACUGGAACACAGACGAUCUUGAAAUCUAUUGCACCAAUGCGAGUGUUUGGCAAUGGUGAGCUCUUCAGAUGUAGUUGGUGUCGAGUGCAGCUCGAAUGGUUUUCAGCUUGAAUUUUCUUAGUGCAAUGGAUCAAGGUUGACAGGUUUCAUUUAAGGGCGCGUUCUGUUUCUUUCCCUGAUAAUGGUUAUGCAGUAGUGGAUUUGGAAUUCAGUAAAGCUAUAGGGGUUUUGGAAUCGUAUCAUAAAUAGUACCCACAGGUUCAGGUCGCGACAGUGUAGGGCUCUUAUUGAGAAGAGACACAUCGGUACCGUGAUGAAUCUUAUUUCGGGGGUAUUUUUGUUUGCUUGGUGCAAUUAUUGUAUUACACUUUGGUAAUGUUCAAUAGUGCUUUUUCCUACA
Molecule: messenger RNA, 4262 nt
Organism: Physcomitrium patens
Lineage: Eukaryota; Viridiplantae; Streptophyta; Bryopsida; Funariales; Funariaceae
Product: inositol hexakisphosphate and diphosphoinositol-pentakisphosphate kinase VIP1
Biological process (GO): inositol metabolic process; inositol phosphate biosynthetic process
Molecular function (GO): metal ion binding; ATP binding; 5-diphosphoinositol pentakisphosphate 1-kinase activity
Source: RefSeq, a predicted model, not a curated record